AUGCCAUUAGACAGUGACAAAACUGAUUCUGUCAUUGCAAAAUUAGUUCAACAGCAGAAAAACUACAAUAAACUUUUUUUAACCAAAGAAAAAUCAGCAGCAGCAAUAACGGUAAUAACUGAAACAAACAUAAAUUCAGGGACAAACAAUAUUGUUGGUGAGAAUAGCGGCGGCAACAACAACAACAACAACAGCAACGACAACAGCAACAGCAACAGUGUUAGCGGCAAUUUAUUUUUGCAGUUUUUAAGAAGCUUACCUUUUGUGAAUUUAUUAUUUGUAUCGGUCACUAAUAGUAACAAAAAGGAAAUGCAACCAACAAGGACAUCAACUACAGCAGCAGCAGAAGCAUCAUCAAAGGCUUCCACUACUGUAGAAAAGCAAAAAAGACAAUCCUCCGUUUUGGAGUUGAAUGUUAUCCAUGAUGAGGAAAAGCAUCUAUUUAUGAUUGAAAUUGAUAAAAAUACAACAGCUGCAUUAUGUUACCUACCGACAAGGGUCGAGGAUGUUCUUGAAGUCUAUCAUAUAGAAAUACCAUCAAUUUAUCGGAAUAAUGGUCUAGGAGAUAGACUAGUAUGUCAAUGUUUAAAAUGGGCAGAGCUUCAGCAUAAGCUCAUUAUACCAAAUACUCAUUUCAUGAAGCAGUAUUUAACAGCAAACGAAGUCAAACAAAAGUAUGACCAUAUUAUAGUGAAAAAUGAAGACGAAGGCAGAGCACGGAUGAAACAAGCCACGACGUCUACCUAA
Mycotypha africana is the source of this 747-nucleotide messenger RNA. RefSeq lists its product as uncharacterized. The transcript has 3 exons. The record is from RefSeq and is a predicted model, not a curated record. NCBI's taxonomy places the organism in Eukaryota, Fungi, Mucoromycota, Mucoromycetes, Mucorales, Mycotyphaceae. The coding region runs from base 1 to 747 and encodes 248 amino acids.